This is a messenger RNA of Musca domestica (house fly), 1071 nucleotides long. RefSeq names its product cuticle protein 18.6-like. Bases 64 to 1071 code for a protein of 335 amino acids. Lineage: Eukaryota; Metazoa; Arthropoda; Insecta; Diptera; Muscidae. The transcript has 3 exons. Gene Ontology annotation, cellular component: extracellular matrix. The record is from RefSeq and is a predicted model, not a curated record.
UCACAUUUGGUAGUUACGCCUUUAAAGAACUUCAACAGUAGUCACAGACUCAACUACAACAAUAUGGCCUUUAAGUUUGUUUUUGCCCUUGCCUUUGUUGCUGUCGCCAGUGCUGGUUAUGCUCCAGUUGCCUAUCACACCGCUGCCGCCCCAGUAGCUGUAGCCCAAAAGGUGGUUGUCAAAUCCGAAGAAUUCGAUCCUCAUCCUCAAUACAAAUUCAGCUAUGGUGUUGAAGACAAAUUGACCGGUGACUCCAAGAGCCAAAACGAAGAACGUGAUGGUGAUGCUGUACGUGGUGAGUACUCCUUGAUCGAUGCUGAUGGUUAUAAGCGUACCGUCCACUACACUGCCGAUGAUGCUAAUGGUUUCAACGCCGUUGUUCAACGUGAGCCUUUGGGUCAUGCCGUGGUAAAGACUGUUGCUCCCGUUGCCCACUAUGCUGCUCCAGCUGCUGUUGUUAAACAUGUGGCUCCCGUAGCUCACUAUGCUGCUCCAGUUGCCCACUAUUCUGCCCCCGCCGUUGUUAAGACAGUAGCUCCUGUAGCCCAUUACGCUGCCCCCGCUGUUGUCAAGACUGUGGCCCCCGUUGCUCACUACGCUGCCCCAACCCAUUAUGCAUCCUAUGAAACUCAUGACGAAUACGAUCCUCAUCCCCAGUACAAAUACGGUUAUGAUGUUCAAGAUGCCGUCUCCGGUGACUCCAAGAGCCAAGUUGAAGAACGUGAUGGUGAUGUUGUACGUGGUGAAUACUCGUUGAUCGAUGCUGAUGGUUUCAAACGCACUGUCCAAUACACCGCUGAUCCCGUCAACGGAUUCAACGCCGUAGUUAACCGUGAACCUUUGGUUGCUAAGGCCGCCGUUGUUAAAACCGUUGCUCCAGUUGCUCACUAUGCUGCCCCCGCCGCUGUAGUUAAGACUGUUGCUCCAGUUGCCCACUAUGCUGCUCCCGCCGCUGUUGUUAAAACUGUAGCUCCAGCUUAUACCACUUACUCAGCUCCUGCUGUUGUUAAGACCGUUGCCCCAGCAUACACCACCUACUCCGCCCCAGCUACCUAUGUUGCCCAUCAUUAA